Acromyrmex echinatior (Panamanian leafcutter ant) is the source of this 789-nucleotide messenger RNA. Its product is annotated as inosine triphosphate pyrophosphatase. Lineage: Eukaryota; Metazoa; Arthropoda; Insecta; Hymenoptera; Formicidae. The record is from RefSeq and is a predicted model, not a curated record. Gene Ontology annotation, molecular function: nucleoside triphosphate diphosphatase activity. Gene Ontology annotation, cellular component: cytoplasm. Gene Ontology annotation, biological process: nucleoside triphosphate catabolic process.
AAGCUCAUCGAAGCGCUGUACGCAGAUGAGAGAAAAAACGCUAAUAUUUAUAUUUUUGAUAUGAUAUAAAAUAAUUGAAGUGAAUGAGGAUGAUAUGCUUUUCACGAUUCAUCCGUAAAGUUGGCCAGCUUGAUUGAAAAAACAACGUUGGACGCAUCAACUACAGUGGUUUUGUUGGUUAGAAGCGACUACAGAUUUUAACAAUGUCGCUACCCGUAGUAUUCGUGACGGGCAACGCGAAGAAACUGGAAGAAUUCAUCGCUAUUUUGGGAAAAGACUUUUCUCGACGGAUAACGAGCAAGAAAAUCGAUCUGCCUGAAUAUCAGGGCGAAGUAGACGAUAUAUGUCGAAACAAAUGUGAGGCCGCAGUAAACCUAAUGAAAGGCCCAGUGAUCAUCGAAGAUACAUGUCUCUGCUUCAACGCACUGAAGGGUCUUCCGGGACCUUACAUCAAGUGGUUCCUCGAAAAACUGGGACCUGAAGGUCUUCAUAGGAUGCUUUACGGAUUUGAGGACAAAUCGGCAGAAGCGGUCUGCACAUUCGGUUAUUGUUCUGGUAAAGACUCUGAAGUUCAUCUAUUUCAAGGUCGAACUCAAGGUACCAUUGUAAGUCCGCGAGGUUCCAGGGAUUUUGGCUGGGACCCUUGUUUUCAACCGCUAGGCUACGACAAGACUUACGCGGAACUGCCGAAAGAAGAGAAGAACAAGAUUUCUCACCGUAGCAAGGCAAUAGAAAAAUUAAAAGCUUAUUUGUUAAACAAUGAGAAUAUUUAAUUUUUGCAGUAUAUAA